Molecule: messenger RNA, 9458 nt
Organism: Lytechinus pictus (painted urchin)
Lineage: Eukaryota; Metazoa; Echinodermata; Echinoidea; Temnopleuroida; Toxopneustidae
Product: monocarboxylate transporter 7-like
Exons: 5
Coding region: 261-1772 (503 amino acids)
Biological process (GO): transmembrane transport
Cellular component (GO): membrane
Molecular function (GO): monocarboxylic acid transmembrane transporter activity
Source: RefSeq, a predicted model, not a curated record
UCAAUCGUGAAAAUCAAGCGUACGUUUGAUCGCUAACCUUUGUGUUACGGGGCCCACCUAGGUUAAGAAAGCUAUUGUUCAGAGAGCGUAUCAGGUCACUACUCAUUAUUACAGUCAUGCACAUGACGCCUCAAACGGUAUAGUUAUGAUGAUGUAUUAAUAGCAUCGUCGUUCGAAGAGUAACGUUUCAAUUGUUUAUGGCGAUUGAGAAGCAACUGAGCGUCCUAAACUCCGAAUCAUAGCUGUACUUUUUGAUGUGAAUGAUGUCGGACAAUCGGUUCAUAAAAUGGCAUUGGGGGUACGUUGUUGUCAUCUGCAAGUGUACGAUAAUGUUCCUAGACUCGGCCAUCGCCAAGUCGUUUGGUGUUCUUGUUCCCAGUAUGGUUGAAAGAUUGGAUGAAAAUUAUGCUACCGUCGGUCUUAUCUGCAGCCUUCCUGUAACACUCAUGUACUUCUGCUGUCCGAUGAUAUCUUUGAUUUUGAAGAGAGUAGGUCGUCGUCCAUUAGCCUUGUUUGGAGGCACGAUGAGUGGCAUGUCUUUGGCACUCUCAGGAUUCCUUCCCAACACAGUACUUAUAGGCGUGUCAAUGGCACUAACAGGUGCUGGCAUAGCAUGUGUGUACAUGCCUUACAUGCUUGUGGUCAACGACUUCUUCCCCGAUCACUUCGUUGUCAUAAACACCAUAUCUCUCUACGGCCACACUGCUGGGACAAUGAUUCUGCCAUUCAUAACUGAACGAUCCUUUGAAGCCUAUGGGUACUGUGGUACGUUCCUCAUUUUGGGCGGACUCACACUGCACCUGAUGGUGUGUGCUGUGGCCAUACGAAAACCGAUCAUAAAGAACCCUGAUGAAAGUCAGCGAGAUGGAUCUCGCCCAUCUCACAUUGAAGGUGACGAGAUGUUAGUAGAGAAUGGCCAAGAGACUCAACAGACCUGGAAAACCCCGGGACACUCAAAAUUAGACCACAAACAGAAGAACGUCCAAGAUUUCAUGUCAGACCAAAGUCCGUCUGUAACUUCAGAUAUCGCGCGAUCCACAUCACUUUCCUCUCUUGAAGAAGUCGUAGGGGAACGUGGCACUGAUCAAAGUUCCGCACCACUGUUUCACGACGAUAUCAACCGUCCUUCUGAUCUCUUACCAGACGUGAACCAAAAUGAAUCCUUUUUUAGGUCAUUUCUUCUUAAAGAACCGUUGUUCUUGUUCAAUCUCCUAACUAUUUACCUCUUUAGCUAUGCCUACUAUUCUUGGAUGUAUUUCCUGGUACCUCACGCAAAGCAACUUGGUAUCCCGGAAUCUCAGGCCGUGUUUCUCUCGACCAUCGCUGGAAUCGGUGGUAUCAUUGGCAGGACAAUAUUUAUCGUACUAGUAGCAAAAGGUGUCGACGCUUUUCACAUCUACAUAGUUUCCGGAAUCACAGUCACUUUGCCAUUUCUUCUGGAUUUCAUCGGGUCGAAGUAUUGGAUCCGGGCUGGAUUGGCGUUUUUGCAAGGAUUGUGCUUUUUUGCAGAAGAUGCUAUAUUUUUCACCGUCGCAAAGAACACGCUGUUUAACCCGGAUCAUUUAAGUCUCGCCAUUGCUCUUGUUUCAUUCUUCUUCGGACUCGGUGGAUCAUCAGCAGGUUUUAUUACAGGAUCUCUGUUUGACUUAACACAGUCCUUCACAAAAGUCUUUAUCAUCAUUGGGAUAGUACUCGUAACCGUCGUAUUACAAGUCAUCAUAACAACGGUCUGCAUCAGAAGAAGAACAAAUAAAAGUGUCAUUUCUGAAUGAGACAUUGUGAACCCGAUGGGUACCAGAAUCUAUCGUAAAAAAGGGAAACCGAAAUGUCAACUUUCUCGAAUAGACUAUCAAAGCAGGGACAUUUACAUUGCUUGAAAGUAACCCUUUUUAGCGUACAUAAUAUCUUGAAUCAUUUUGGGACCAUGCACCAAUGAAUUAUACACAAGAAAGUAUGGUGCGGACCUAUUUCCUGUGAGCACCGUCAGAAGGAAAGAUUGUCACUUUUUAAAAGUCACAGGCAUAAUAUCACGACUUUGAUUCCAUUUUAUUGGAACGAUUUCCACAUUCCCAUAAUAAAAAAUGUUCAGAAGGCUUGUAAAAGGUACUUCCAAAAAGACGAUAUAAUUGUUUUGCUAAAUUUCAGUUGCGAGCAGCUUUCCCAGUAUGGUGCAUGGGAUAAAUGUCAUUUUCUAAAAAUAAAUGAAAACGGAUUUUAUUGUACCUCAAUAUAUCAACAGACAAAUCAUUUCACAUCCGCUCCUGAAAUAUUUUUUUAGCAAUCAUGAACCACUAAAAAAUGAAAAGUAUACAUUUUUUAGUGCAUAAAAUAUGGGGCAUGCAGGUGCUCGUUUAUUACGUCACAGAAUAAAAACUUCUAAUAACUUGCUUAAUCUUUGAAAAAUUUCCCUCAAACCUUCACCAAUAUAUUUUUUUUCUAAUUUACAACUAUACGUCAUGGCGAACUUCCCCUUCAAAACAGGUCGAUAGAAUCGGGUACCUUAAGCCCCUUUCACAAUUGACGUACGACCUGUUUACGACCACCUGCAACAGUUUUUUCGUGUUGUUGCACGAUCGAUCCCUUGGUGUCUUGCGAGCACUCGCAGUCGUUGUAGACGAUCGCACAAACUCGAGGUGGUCGGAGGUGAUCGUGACUGGUCGCAUCUGAACUUUGAACAUGUUCAAAAUCCAAACGCGAUCAAAUACGAUUGAUUCACUCGCAACAGGUCGUACCAUCGGUCGGGCGAUCAUCGUGUGAGUGUUGUUCAACGUUGUACGACUUGGUGCGAGAGGUGGCACAACUAAGUAUAGUCGCAUUUAGUCGACUGGAGGUCGUACAACACUUGCACAUGUGCUGGAGACCUACAGAGACCAGUCUUGCGACUGGGUGCGAUAAUAUGAGACUGUUGCAAGACCGAUCGAAAUUACGGCUUACUACAUUCCACUACCGUUGCAUUCGCAUGUAUGCGACCGUUCAGCCCCUUUCACAAUUGACGUACGACCUGUUUACGACCACCUGCAACAGUUUUUUCGUGUUGUUGCACGAUCGAUCCCUUGGUGUCUUGCGAGCACUCGCAGUCGUUGUAGACGAUCGCACAAACUCGAGGUGGUCGGAGGUGAUCGUGACUGGUCGCAUCUGAACUUUGAACAUGUUCAAAAUCCAAACGCGAUCAAAUACGAUUGAUUCACUCGCAACAGGUCGUACCAUCGGUCGGGCGAUCAUCGUGUGAGUGUUGUUCAACGUUGUACGACUUGGUGCGAGAGGUGGCACAACUAAGUAUAGUCGCAUUUAGUCGACUGGAGGUCGUACAACACUUGCACAUGUGCUGGAGACCUACAGAGACCAGUCUUGCGACUGGGUGCGAUAAUAUGAGACUUUUGCAAGACCGAUCGAAAUUACGGCUUACUACAUUCCACUACCGUUGCAUUCGCAUGUAUGCGACCGUUCAGCCCCUUUCACAAUUGACGUACGACCUGUUUACGACCACCUGCAACAGUUUUUUCGUGUUGUUGCACGAUCGAUCCCUUGGUGUCUUGCGAGCACUCGCAGUCGUUGUAGACGAUCGCACAAACUCGAGGUGGUCGGAGGUGAUCGUGACUGGUCGCAUCUGAACUUUGAACAUGUUCAAAAUCCAAACGCGAUCAAAUACGAUUGAUUCACUCGCAACAGGUCGUACCAUCGGUCGGGCGAUCAUCGUGUGAGUGUUGUUCAACGUUGUACGACUUGGUGCGAGAGGUGGCACAACUAAGUAUAGUCGCAUUUAGUCGACUGGAGGUCGUACAACACUUGCACAUGUGCUGGAGACCUACAGAGACCAGUCUUGCGACUGGGUGCGAUAAUAUGAGACUGUUGCAAGACCGAUCGAAAUUACGGCUUACUACAUUCCACUACCGUUGCAUUCGCAUGUAUGCGACCGUUCAGCCCCUUUCACAAUUGACGUCCGACCAGUUUACGACCGCCUGCAACAGUUUUUUCUUGUUGUUGCACGAUCGAUCUCUUGGUGUCUUGCGAGCACUCGCAGUCGUUGCAGACGGUCGCACGAACUCGAGGUGGUCGUGGCUGGUCACAUCUGAACUUUGAACAUGUUCAAAAUCCGAACGCGAUCAAAUACGAUCGAUUCACUCGCAUCAGGCCGUACCCGGGGUCGUACCAUCGGUCGGGCGAUCAUCGUGCGAGUGUUGUUCAACGUUGUACGACUUGGUGCGAGAGGUGGCACAACUAAGUAGUCGCAUUUACUUGACUGGAGGUCGUGCAACACUUGCACAUGUGCAAGCGACCUACAUGUACAGAGACCUGUCUUGCGACUGGUUGCGAUAAUAAUAUGGGCCAUAAGACUGUUGCAAAACCGAUCGCAACGGCUUACAACAUUGCACUACCAUUUCAUUCGCAUGUAUGCGACCGUUCCACUCGCAAUCCCUCGUGCAACACUCGCAUGUGAUCGCACGAGCACAAUAAGAGCAUAUGCGACUUACUCGUGCAACGGGGUUUACUGGUUGUUUUUGUUGUACGACAGCUGUUGCAACUGUGAAAGCCUCUGUGCGAUCUUAUGAGAUGACUAGCGAUUGAUGCCUGUUGCAGCCUGUCGCACGACCAAAUGGUCGCAAAUGGUCGUACGUCAAUUGUGAAAGGGGCUUUAGAAACACCCAUAAAUUUGAUUCGCUACACAUUUCCAAAUUCAUGCGGAAACCAUUUCGAUAGAAACUAGUUUGGGAACCUGACAUCCACUUGGACUAGCUGCAAUGAGGUAUUGCUCUAAAGCACUGAACAUUAAUUGCUAUAAUUGCCUCAUUUACAUACGUAUUGUAUCAAUAUCUGUUCGGAUCCAUUAUGAUGUGGAAAUAAAGAAAAUUACUUUUAUUACAGAAUGUUUUUUAUUCUUAUGUUAUCCAAGUUAUGCAAGACUUUUAUCUCCACACAGACUCCGACACCUCAUUGCUUUGUCCCCGGAUAAUAUCAACUGUGCCUAUGGCGGUUUACUGGACCGUACCUAUAUACAUGUUUCUUGUUAUCUCGGUGGCCAUGUGACGUGACGGGGUGUUCCAUUGUUAUUAAUCGGUGAAUAAACUCAUCACGUUGUCCAUGUAUUACCCGUUGCCAGGUCAGGGCAGUUUUUAUAAUAAUCAUUUGAUCGUCCAGACAUUUAUUGACAAUAGUAGCAAAUUUAUUGGACAUUGUGAAAUUUUCCCUUUCUUACAUCCACCAGCUUUUGCUGAAUCAACCUGUAUGCAGCCAUUAUGUGUAUAGGCCCUAUGCAACCAUGCAUUAUGUGAUUAUACCAGCACGCAUGCAGUAUAUAUUAUCCAUUAUGGCACCACCCUUUGGUUGUACAUGGCAUUAUGUGCUAAUUUAUCAUCCUUUUCACGAACCAUCCUUAUGUUUUCAGAGGUCAUGAACCAAUUUUGAGAAACUUGUGUUUAAUUUCUAGCUUUUAGAAUUUACUUUUUUUUUAUUUUGAAUACCAACACAAGUGAUCGAUCAAGAAAAAUAAAAGACUGAAAUUUUACGAGAUAUUCAAUAAUUGACAUCUCAUUAGAAAUUAAAAACUUAAAAUUAUUCUUUGAUUCUGUAUUGACUCUGACCUCUGAGACACUUCGUGAUGUCGAUGACCAAUUAUAUCAAUAUAUAUAUAUAUAAAUGUAUAUUUUUAUUCGAUAGGAUCGAAACCUUUAUUUUGUAUCUUUAUUAUUACAGUGCCACUGAUACUUCGUGUUUAAAAUGUUCCUUCGCAUGCAAAUCAUGGCUGAGACACUCAGAAAUAAGAGUGUUCAUUACAUUUCGAUUAUGAAUAUUCAUCAUCAAGGUUCCGGUUGUAGGAUUUCAAUUCUCCAAUCAUCAUCUCCAUCAUCAUUGUCAUUAUUUUCAUCAUCAUCAUCAUAAUCACCAACAGCAAAUUCGAUUUCACAUUCAUCCUUUAUUAGUUUUUUUAAACUUCAUCCUCUCUUCAUCUCAUCACCAUUACUACCACCAUCUUGCUGUUAUGACACAGAAAAUUUACACACAAAUCACAUAUCAUACCAAUAAUCUUAAGUUUUUGGUAAUAUCAAAUUAUCCUCCUGAGUAAUGACAUGGACAUUUUUUAUAUUUUCAAUACAAACAAUAUAUCAUCUGAUAAUAACUAUUACUCAACCGAAGAUUUUACUUCUAGAUUUAGAGACAUGAAACAUAAAUUCAGUUUGCUUCAUAUUAAUGCUCGUAGUUUGAACAAAAAUUUUGAGUCAUUGGAAUCAUUACUUUUCACUUUAAACAAUUUCAAAUUUUCCAUCAUUGGUGUCACGGAAACAUGGCUUCACAAUACUUCACCUAACAUAUUCAGUUUGGAAAACUAUAAUCUCAUUAGGCGUGACCGGGAAGAUCAAAGAGGAGGAGGUGUAGCAUUUUACAUCAGUGAACAUUUAAAAUUCAAAGUAAGGAAAGAAAUAUCAUUAAAACAGAGUGAAACUUUAUUCAUAGAAAUCACGAAGCCAAAAAGCAAAAAUAUAAUUAUUGGAUUGAUUUAUAGACCCCCUCAUGAUAAAGUAAAUUUAUUUUGUGAAGACCUUGAAACGUGCCUUCAUACUAUUAGAAAAGAAGAGAAACAAAUAUAUUUAAUGGGUGAUUUUAACAUCAACCUGUUAUCCCAAAAUAAUGAACAUGAUUUAUUCCUACACACAAUGCAUUCAUUUGGCUAUUAUCCCCAUAUAGAUAAACCGACUAGAAUUUAUAGCCAUUCAUCAACACUUAUCGACAACAUUUUUUCAAAUAUAUUAAACAGAGAUAUUACCAGCGGAUUGUUAAUAUCUGAUAUAUCGGAUCAUUUGCCGGUUUUUUCAUUUUGCGAUAAUGAUAUUCCAAAAGAAAAUAUACUCAAAUCGACAACGUAUAGAAAAGAAUCUCAAAAUAUCAUUGAAUCGUUUAAAAGGGAUCUUGCUAUUGAAGAAUGGUUGGAUGUAUUUCAUGAGUCUAAUUCAAACAUUGCAUACACAAAUUUUAACAAUAAAUUGCAGACAUUUUACGAGAAAAAUUUUCCUCUGAUACCACUGGUCAAAAGAAAGAAGGCAAAAAUGCCAUGGAUUUCUAAAGCAAUUUUAAGAUCCAUACGUACCCGAAAUAAACUUUACAAGGCAUUUUUAAAGAACCCUUCUAUUCAAAACAAAAAUAAAUACAAAACUUAUAGAAAUAGACUAACCAAUACAAUUCGAGCUUCUCGCAAAUUAUUUUAUUCCGAGAAGCUUUACAAAGUCAAAUCAAACAUGAAAGCAACAUGGGAGAUUAUAAAUGAUUUGAUUGGCAAAAAACCCAAAAUAUUACCCAAAGAUAAUUUCACAGCUCAUGAUGUUGCGAUAAAUUCAGAAGAUGUAGCUGAUACAUUUAAUUCCUUUUUUGUUAACUUAGGACCCUCAUUGGCAAACAAACUUGACAGAACUGAUGAAAAUUUUGGAAAAUUUCUUCCCACACCCAUUAGCUCUUCUUUAUUCUUUAACCCAACAAAUGUUCAGGAAUUAAUUGAAAUAACAAAAAAUCUCAAAUCAAGCAAAUCACAGGGAAUUUAUAAAAUUAGUACUUUCCUUCUUAAGCAGAUCAUACACUAUAUUGCCUCUCCUUUGUGUCAUAUUUUUAAUCUGUCGAUUAGCACCGGAAUAUGUUCUGAUUCCCUAAAAAUUGCAAAGGUAAAUCCUGUUUUAAAAAAAGACAAUCCGCAUGAAAUAACAAAUUACAGGCCUAUUUCUAUUCUUCCCAGCAUUUCCAAAAUAUUAGAGAAGAUUAUUUACAAUAGACUUUAUAAGUUUCUAGAUACUUUUCAUUUUCUAAAUUCUAACCAAUAUGGAUUCAGGAAAGGACAUUCGACUGAUCAGGCGUCAAUACAAAUAUACGAUAAAAUUAAAAAUGCAAUGGCAAAAAAAGAACAUAUAAUAGGCGUAUUCAUGGACUUAAGCAAAGCCUUUGACACUCUUGACCACCAGAUAUUAUUUAAAAAACUUGAACAUUUUGGAAUUCGCGGAAUUACACUAUCUUGGUUUAAGAGUUAUUUGUCCAAUAGAAAACAAUAUGUAAUUCACAAUAAUAUUCCUUCUGAUUUUCAGUUAAUACAAUGCGGAGUUCCACAAGGAUCAAUCCUAGGCCCCUUGCUUUUUUUAAAUAUAUAUCAAUGAUUUGACUUCUGUAACACCUUUAUUAUCAUAUGUAUUAUUUGCAGAUGACACCAACAUUUUUUUUCUCACAUAAUAGCUUAGAAACUUUAGUAGAUAUAAUUAACCGUGAAUUACCAAAACUAUCUUUGUGGUUUAAGUGUAAUAAGCUUUCACUCAAUAUAGAUAAAACAAACUUUAUAUAUUUCAAGCAUACACACUCACAUGAUAACGAAUUUCCUUACAAUAUAAACAUAGACAAUACUCCUCUCAAAAGGAAAAGAGAAACAAAGUUUUUAGGUGUCACAAUAGAUGAAAAUUUAAAUUGGAAUGAACAUGUACGUUGUAUAACUCCUAGUAUUUCUAGAAACGUUGGUAUACUUUACAAAAUGAAAAACAUAAUUCCACAUACAACUCUUGUCACACUCUACAAUUCAUUAAUAUUGCCUUAUAUAUCAUAUUGCAACAUAGUUUGGGCAACAUGUGCAAAAACUAAAAUUAAUACAAUAUACUUAUUACAGAAAAAAGCGAUUCGAAUCUGUACUGAUUCCCAAUAUUUAUCACACACAAAUCCAUUAUUCCAUAAACUAAAGACUCUAACAGUAUUUGACAUAAAUACUCUUCAAAGUUUACUACUUAUGUUUAAGUACGUAAAUAACAUGCUCCCACCUUCAUUCCACAAUUUGUAUACUCUGAAUACAUCUAUUCAUUCUUACCCUACCCGUAACUCUUCAAAUUUCCAUUUAAUCAACCCUAAAUUGCUUAUUGCGCAGAGAUCCAUAAGACACCAUGGUCCAGAUUUGUGGAACUCUCUACCAGAGCCUGUAAAACAAUCUUCGUCUCUUCACUCAUUUAAGGCAAACGUUAAAUCUAUGUUAUUAUCAUAAUAUUUGAAGUAAAAUUUCUGUGUCGUAUCAUUUUUAUCGUGAAUUUAUUCCUCCUUCGAUUUAGUCAUUACCAAUAUCUUCAUCAUGACCACCUUCAUCUCCAUGGCCUUCAUCAUCAUCAUCAUCAUCAUCAUCAUCAUCAUCAUCAUCAUCAACAUCAUCAUAUCACCGUCAUCCUCAGCUUUAUCAUCUUCAUCUUCAUACUAUAAUAUUGCAUGAAUUCAUGUUUCGUAUUUGAAAAUGUAUGCCAAUUCUGCUUUAUAAAUGUAUUAAUUAAUUCAAUUAGUAUAAGUUUGGGAUUGUCAUUUUUUUUCAAGCAAUCUGCUUAUGAUGACAAUCCUUCUCCUGCAAAUUGUGAAUAUCAUAUAGUUAAUCAUGCUAGCAUAUUAUGUUUAUUAUGUUAUGAAAAAUGUAUUAUACGAAUGUUAUGGAUGCAGAAGAAAACAAUAAAUCAAAUCAAAUCAAA